This is a messenger RNA of Manihot esculenta (cassava), 2157 nucleotides long. RefSeq lists its product as uncharacterized. The transcript is spliced from 4 exons. NCBI's taxonomy places the organism in Eukaryota, Viridiplantae, Streptophyta, Magnoliopsida, Malpighiales, Euphorbiaceae. The record is from RefSeq and is a predicted model, not a curated record. The coding region runs from base 1 to 2157 and encodes 718 amino acids.
AUGGAGUUAAAGAAGGACUCCGGGUUAUCCUGGGAGGUGGAGCUCUCCUGGGAGGAUGUUCCUCUGGGCUGCAACGAUCUGCCCCAGUUGAGCCUUUCCGAACAGGUCGGCUUUCUUCGACCGACUUUUGUUGAUCGGAAGUAUGACGUCAAAAAGUGUAUGUUUGUGUCCAGUCUUCAGGACUGCCGGGAAGCGGCUUCUGAAACUCCCAUGGACCAUAUCAAACCGCCGAAGAACUUUACCCUAUCUCGGGAGAGCAUGAAUGUUGCUCUGGAUGCCUUCCGAGCUGGGCGAUCAGUGGUUGAUGCUACCCAGGAGGUUGCCCAGCGGGCUGCUGUUGUAAGGACGGAAGUUGCCUCAAGGGAUACUGGCAAGCCAGCUGAGGGCUCCGAGCUCGUGAGGGCAGAUGCUGCCUCGUCUUUAGGGGAUGCCCCUGAGGAGAGGUUUAAGGCCUCUUCAGCUGAUAGGAGGGCCCUCGAGGGUGAGAUCGAGGUCAUCUCGGCCAGUGAAGGUGUCCGAGGAGCUGCUGUAGAGGUCGCCUCUGUUGUCGAGGACAUCCCUAGAGAGGAGGGCGAGUCCAGGCCGGUUGAUGUCAUUCCUCCCCAAGGGAAGACCUCAGACGCCCCUGAGGGUGCUACUAAAAGUGUCGCGGGCAAGCGUUCUCUUCCCUCUAAUGUUCCUGCCCCAGCUCCUGCUCCCAAGAGGUCUCGGGCCUCCAGACGUCCAGCCCCAGCUCUCCCUCCCCUCGAGAAGGAGAAGACUCCCGUGGUGCCCCUACUCUCUGCCCCCGAUAAUGAGAUUCUUAACGCUGAGGACAUCACCCAUCAAUCUUCUGCGAGCGUGGUCGCGGAGGUACUUCGAGAGCAGAUGUUUGGUGGGGAUACUGAGGCUUCAGACCCUCGUCUCCUGGCUCUUAUCGGGCUCUUGGCGAGCUUUACCAGGGAGCAGGUGGCGUUCCACUCUCGUACUCGAGAGCAGCUCGGUGAUACUGUCAGGGAGAUGCUCCUGAUGGCGAUGGGCGUUUUCAUGGAGAUUGACGCCCGAGAUCGUUCUCUCAGGGACUCCGUGGACCGCCGGAUUGAAGAGGCUCACCUCGAGGAGAAUCUGGUGGUCACGAGUGACGCUCGGGGUCAUCUGGCCGCAGCCCAGGAGCAUCUGAAGACUCUUCGGGAGGAACUGUCUUACACCCUGGACGCUUUGAAGAGGGCUGAUGAGAGGGCAGCUGCAGCGGAGGUUCGCCGGGACGAGGCGUUAGGGCAGCUGUCCUCCUUGGAAGAAGCCCGUCGGGAGAGAGAUGAGGUCGUGAGCCAGAAGAAUGAGGUCUGGCGUCAACAUGAGGCACUGAAGACAGAUUACGAGGGAGCUCGGACUCGUUAUGAUGUCGUGCUGGCUCAGAGGGACGAAGCCCUAGCUCGGAGAGUUGUGCUCGAGCAGGAGCUGAGCAAGCGUGCUAAUAAUGUCACAGACCUGACUCUGGCAGUAGAGGCAUCCAAACUUCAAAACCAAUAUCUUUGCCAGAAGGUCGAAGCUCUGAAAAAGAGGUGCUCAGCCCUGCUCGAGGAUGCCAAGCGUGCUGAAGACAAAGUCCAGUUGGCGUGUGAGGAGCGCCUGCAGGAGUAUAGGGAGUCUGCCGAGUUGAAGGCAAAGAUAGAGGAGGCCUGUAAGGCAAGGCUUGCGAAGUUUAAGGCCUCUGAUGAGCUAAAAAAUGAGAUCUGGCACAGGGAUUUCCGUAUGUUUGCCUUUGGGUAUAAUCGAGGCCUAAGAGAAGCCAGGGCGGCUCCCUCCACCCCAUUAGGUCAACUCCGAGCCCCAGAAGUGGAUUCAGACGGCGAGGAGGUGAUCUAUGGGGAGGAUGAUAACCCUCUUCCUAAAGGGACUUCUCGCGCUGCCACUGAACCUUUGGAAGAGGAUGCCAAGCUAGGGGAGGAAGACGAGCAAGAAGGCAGCCAGUCCAUAGAAGAUGAUGCUAGGCCUCAGGGGGAAGAUGCUGGGCCCCAAGGAGGGGAGGUAGUGCCCUUCGUGGGCACCGGGGAAUUAGAGCAGGAGGGCGUUGGGCUCCCCAAAGAUAGUAGUGUAGGCAAUAGCGUAGGCAAUAGCGUAGGCAAUAAUGUAAGUCCUUUACGGAUAAUUUUCCCUCCCAUAGUUAUAGAUGAUUAG